AUGGGACAGUUUUCAUCCAGUAUUGCACCUCCACCAAGCAGAAUAUGUAGCACACCAUCGGUAAUUGACAUUAAAAAACUUCUCCAAAAACCUCUCCACAAAUUAACAAAUCUCGAACUAGUUGUUUUGUGUAAACAUUACAAAUUCGAAAGUGAGAAAGUAAAACAAGCUCUGGAGAAGAAUGCCAAAUUUAAUGGAGCAGAUUAUGAUAAACUUUGUAAAAUGAAAACAAAGGAAGAGAUUGAAGUGGAGAAGGAAAGAUUGAUCGAUGUUGUGAAUAAGUAUGUAAAUGAUGAAGGAGAAUCCAAGUUCUUUGUUUAUCAAGUUGUGAUUGCAAAGUUUGAGGAUGAGAGAAAGUUAUUCUUCAUGAAAGAAGACAAAAGUGUUUCAUCAAAUAGCGAAUCUGAAAGUGAAGUGGAUUCCAAUAAUCCAACCACUACAAGUACUUUCCUAAAGUUAUGUAAUAAUAGUACUAGGCCAUAUGUUAACUCUGAAUCUUCUGGUGUAGAGAAUGAAAAUCAAGAAUAUGAUGUUCAAAUUCCAAUAGAAAGCUGGAGAUUAUCACAAGCCGAAUUUAAAGGAGUUGAGCUAGCCAAGAAAAAGAUUAGAGCAUACCUUAAAGAAUUCAACACUACACCAGAGAAGCUUGGAUAUAGUGAAAGUUUAGAUUUGGAAGCUCAAAGAUAUGUCUGUGAAGACAGAUUCAUGCAUUUUCACUUUGUUCGUCCUACAAUGAAGAAAAAUUCAAGAAUUGUUUCCAAUAUUCCAGCAGUUGUGAGCGUCAAGUUGUUGGUUUCAUCUUUAAGAAAACACGAAUUAACCAAGAAGGCAAUGGCUACAUUCGCAGACAUUCUUAAUGUAAAUAAUUAUGGAGUUGUUCACACAGGAAUCUUAAUUGGAGAAUGGAAAAUUGAAUGGUAUGAUAAUUCAUUGGUGAGAGUUGAGUGCGAUUCUGACCAGAAACUUGAUGCUAAUAAUACCAUUGCAGCCAUUGAUAUUGGAGAAAUUGCUGGAGCUGACAAUGUCAAGAAGGCAUUCGAAUUGAUUACAAAAAUUUCAUGCAAUUACAAUGCAACCAAGAAUUAUUCAUUAUUAGGGGCUAAUUGCCAACAUUUCGUUUCAGAUUUAUUAGAGGCAUUGAAUUUGACACUUCCAGUGAGUGAAUCUUUCAAAAUUUAUUUUGACAAAUUGAAAAGAGGAGAAACUGACAGAACUUUCUUUGUGAAUGAAAAUUUGGCAACAUUAUUUAAAACAUGCAACAUUACAAACCCUUAUAUUGGUUUGAAGAACAUUACAUUCGAGAAUAGAAAAUCGUUGGAUGAAUUUUGUCAUUUUCUUGAACAUAUCAAAUAUUUUGACAUUGAGGCAGGUCAAAGUGAUUUUUGGCUUUUGAAGGCAUUUGAUAGGUCAUUUGUUUUGGUUGGGGAGGAUGAAAUUUGUCUUACUUUUGAUUCUACAGGAGUCAAAGAGAAUGGAUUCUUCACAACUAAUGGAGGAAGAGAUCAAGAUUCCAUCACUCAUAUUAAGUACAGUGUUAAAGAUGUUGAUUUCAGUGAUUGUGUAUUAAAGAGGUAA
Naegleria gruberi is the source of this 1575-nucleotide messenger RNA. RefSeq lists its product as uncharacterized. NCBI's taxonomy places the organism in Eukaryota, Heterolobosea, Eutetramitea, Acrasida, Naegleriidae. The transcript has a single exon. The record is from RefSeq and is a predicted model, not a curated record. Bases 1 to 1575 code for a protein of 524 amino acids.